Messenger RNA from Scomber scombrus (Atlantic mackerel), 6638 nucleotides. RefSeq names its product trichohyalin. The record is from RefSeq and is a predicted model, not a curated record. The coding region runs from base 131 to 6508 and encodes 2125 amino acids. The transcript has 28 exons. NCBI's taxonomy places the organism in Eukaryota, Metazoa, Chordata, Actinopteri, Scombriformes, Scombridae.
UGAGAGGUCGUGUUUCCCGGUUUGAAAGUUAUUGUAGUGAUGCUCCGAGACGCUCACUGAGACGCUCACCGGGACAGCUGUACGGUUUAUUACCGGUAAAGAGGAAAAGCUGGUCAGCCGAGCAGCUGACAUGGACCUGCAGAGGGAGGUGUGCCGGCUGCAGGAACAGCUGGCCGACAGUCGAGCUGAGAGAGAAGAGCUGGAGUCCAGAAACAGAGUCCUGAGUGAGAGGUUGUGCCAGUCAGUGUCUCCCUCGCUCGCCCUCUCUUUGCGUGUGGAGGGCGAGCAAAGGGAGUGGAGGAGGAAGGUGAGGGAGGGAAGAGAGCGGGAGGCCCGACAGGCUCUGCUCAUCCACCGUCUGCAGAAGAAGGUGUUGGAGUACAGAGAUCGAUGUCAGCAUUUGGAUCUUCAUCUGCAGGAUGAAAAGUCAAAGCUGUUAAACACUGAGUUGAGGAUCAGAGACGAACACAAUGACUCUCUGGAGAGCGCCCUCAUCAGGCUGGAGGAGGAACAACAGAGGUCCGUUUGUCUUGCUGACACAAACUCUGCACUGCGGGAGCAGCUCAGCCAAUCAGAGCAGGCGAACCAGGCCCUGAGGGAAGAUCUCCUGAAGCUAACAGCUGAUUGGACGAGAGCUGUGGAGGAGGCGGAGCAGAGAGAAGCUGAUUGGACGAGAGAGAAAGAGUGUCGGACAGGAAGUGUGUGUCAGCAGCAGGACCGUCUCCUCUCAGUCUGGAGUUGUGUGGUUGCUCUGAGACGUCACUGUCACACAGUAAAAACCGCCACCGACAGGGACCUGUGGCAGCUGAGGGCAGAGUUUUCUCGUCUCUCCUCGUCUCUUCUGUCCAGCUGUGACGUGGUCUCCUCCUCCCUGAGGAUCAGGUCUCCUCCCAUCAGAACCUCUCCCUCUGAGCUUCCUCCUUCCCUCUCUCCUCCUCUCACCUCCUCCUCAACCCUGGGAACCUUCUCCUUAGAAGAGCUGCAACACAAAGAGGAGCGAGAGAUUUCAGAGUUGAAGAUUCUUCAUGAGACUGAAGUUUCACAGCUGAAAGAACGGAUAGCGGAGCUCUCUCGCUCGCUGCAGGCAGAGGAGAGUGAGCAUGAGGAGAGAGAGAGAGCGAUAGAGAGACAUAAAGAAACAGAGAGGAAUCUUCAGUCAGUCAGUCAGGCUGUGAUCAAACUGUCCAGAGUCCUGAGCAGCAGCAGCGGCGGCGCGGCGCUGUGUGUCCCUGCUGAUCUCUCCUCUCUGCUGUCCGUCCUGUCUCACACUGAGAGCGCCCUGCAGUGGAGACACCAGGAACUGCAGGGAGCCGAGCUUUCUGUGCAGCGGCUCAACGAGGAGAAAAGCUCUCUGCAGCUCAGACUGGAACACACACACACUGAGCUCACACACACUCUGGACCUGCUGAGAAGUGAGCGCGAGGAGGCGUCUUUUCUGCGUCCGCAAGUGGAGGAGGUGCAGAGGGAGCGAGACCGGCAGGAGGAGGAGAGUGAGGAGGAGGUGCAGAGGGAGCGAGACCGACAGGAGGAGGAGGUGAAAAGGAGGGAGGAGGAGGUGCAGAGGAGAGAGGAGGAGGUGCAGAGGAGGAAGGAGGAGGUGAAGAGGAGUGAGGAGGAGGUGCAGAGGGAGCGAGACCGACAGGAGGAGAGGAACAAACAGCUGCAGACGGAGACACACAGACGAGUCGAGACGAAGCUGCUGGAGAACGAGCAGCUGACAGAGAGAGAAACCGUCCACCUGCAGGAGCUCCACAGUCUGAAGGGGGCGCUGGAGAGAGAGCAGCUGGACAGACAGAGAGCAGAAGAAGAAGCUGCUGACGCCAGAGACGCCCUGCAGAAGGUCAGGGAGGCGGAGCUGCGUCUCUCGGCUUCGGAGCGUCUGCUGCAGCGCGACGUUGACGAAGGACGAGACGCUCUGGACAGAAUGGCCGCGUUGAGCUCGGCUCUGGCGUCAGAGAAAAGAGAACUGAACAAGAAGCUGCUGCAGGUGGAGUGUGAGCUGGCAGACAGCCAAUCACAGCUACAGGCUCUGAGGUCAGAGGUCAGCUCUCUGCAAAGAGAAAUCCAAACCUUCACCAUGGACUGCAGUCUGCUCAGGACGCAGAGAGAGGCGGAUGCUGGCGUCGUCCAUCAGCUGAGAGAAGGAGAGCGAGAGAUGGAGAGAAUAAUGGAGGAGAAGGAGAGGAAGUUGGUUUCCCUGACGGCGAAGAGAGAGAAAGACGGCCAACAGCUGGAGGAGCUGUCCUCCCAGCAUGCGUCGGUAUGCAAGGAGCUCGGGGAGCUGCAGGAGCAGCUGCAGCAGGCCCAGAAGGAAGCGAGGAGGAGGCAGCGACAGCAGGAGGAGGCGCAGAGAGAGAGCAGGAGGCUGCAGGAGGAGCAGGAAAGUGUGCAGAGACACAGGGAGCAGCUGGAGGAGGAGCUGCAGGAGCUCAGGUCUCUGUCAGUGAGCCUCCAGCAGCAGCUCAGCCAGCAGCAGCGGAAGCUUUCACAGUCGGAGGUCGACCGAAGUCAACUGAGCGUCCACAUUCAGACUCUGCAGCAGGUCAAAGACACACUGCACGGAGAGAUCGAGUGUCUCAGAGGAGAACUGGAGCAAGUGACGGCUCGAAGACAAGAUAAGUGUGAGAGGAGCGACGAGGAGAAGGAGGCGCUGAGGGAGGAGAUGGAGAGGCUGAACGAGGAGGCGGAGAAGCUGAGGAAGACCAGGAGGAAGGAGGAAGAAGAGAGGAGGGAGGAGAGGGAGGCCUGGCAGAGAGAGAGGGAGUCACUGAGUGAGGAGCUGGGGAUGAGGGAUGGAGAGGUGGAGGUGCUGAGGAGGCGAACAGAGGGACUGACGGAGGAGAAGGAGGAGAGACAGAUAGAGGUGGAGAAACUGAGGGAGGAGGUGACGGACAGAGAAACACGAAUCAGCUGCAUGAUGGACAGAAUUCAUCACGUUGAGGUGGAGAAGGAGGAGAGGAGGAGGGAAGAGGAGCUGCAGAGGGAGCAGAAGAGGAGGGAGGAGGAGCUGCAGAGGGAGCAGGAGCUGCAGAUGAGGAGGGAGGAGGAGCUGCAGAGGGAGCAGGAGCUGCAGAGGAAGAGGGAGGAGGAGCUGCAGAGGGAGCAGAGGAGGAGGGAGGAGGAGCUGCAGAGGGACAGAGAGACUGAGGCGCUGUGCGAUCGGAUGGAGAGACUGGAGAGGGAGAAGGAGGAGAGGGAGGAGGAAAUGGAGCGCCUUAGAAGUGAAGCAGAUGAGAAUGUGGAGAGAUGGAGGAGGAGGGUGGAGGAGCUGGAGGGGAGAGAGAAGGAGAGACUGCAAGAUGGAGAAGGGGAGAGAAGGAGGCGAGAGGAGAAGCUGAGGGAGAAGCUGGAGGAGAAAGAGGGGGAGGUGAUGGUGCUGUCGGUGAAGCUGAGCGUGGCUAAGGAGGAGCUGGAGGAGAAGAAGGAGGAGGUGGAGCGGAGGGAGCGCAACCUGGAGAAGCAGAUAAGUGCUGUGAGGGAGCGCGAGGAGGAAGUGGAGGUGCUGAAGGAGCGCUUGAGGCUUGUGGAGGACCAGGAGGAGGUGAAAGUGAGGGAGUGUCAAGAGGCAAAUCACAAACUGAAAGAGAAGGAGGUGAGAGAGGAGCAGCUGGAGGCGCUGUUGAGAGAAACCCGGACACUCCUGGAGAAACAGAGGAGGCAAGGAGAAGAAAAGGACGACAGAAUCUCCUCCCAGGCCAGGGAGCUGCAGGAGGCGCAGGCAAAGAGGGAGGGGGCACAGAGGGCUGCCAGGGAGAGGGAGGAGCUCCACCACAGGCUGGAGGAAGAGGUGAAAGAAGGGAGAGCGAAGGUAGAGCGGAGCGGGAAGGAGGCAGCUCAGAUCUCUCGUAUGUUGAAGGAGCGAGAGGAGGAGGUGCAACAACUGAGAGCCACACUGGAGGAGAGGGAGGAGGAAUGCAGAGAGAAGGAGGCCCUGUGGAGGAUGGAGGAGGAGAGGAGAAAGAGGCAGGACAACAAGCUGAAGGAGGUGGAGGAAGAGAUGAGGACACAGGAGGAGAAAGUGAGAGAGGUGGAGGAGGAGCUGGAGGAGGAGAGGGAGGUGCUUAGAAGAGCCAGGGAGGAGAGGAGGAGACUGGAAGAUAGAUGGAAAGACAUAGAGAAGGAGGUGAAGAAGCUAAGAGAGGAACUGAGGAUGGCAGAGGAGGAGAAGAGGAGGCUAGAAAACAAACUAAAGGAGACUGAGGAGGAGGUGCUGAGGAAGGUCAGGGAAGAGAAGAGGAGGCUGGAGGAUGAGCUGAAGAUGAAGGAGAACGAAUUGCAUGAACAAAUGGAGGUGCUGAGGAAGGCAGAGGAGGAGAGGAGGAGGUUGAAGGAUGAACUGAGGGAGGUGAAAGAGGAGGGAGGAAGACUGGUGGAGAACAAGAGGAGUCAGCACCUCCUGGUGGAGGAGAGGGUGAGAUCCAGAGUGAGAGAGUUGGAAGAGGAGAAGGCAGGACUGUCAAUGGAGCUGAGGAGGAGGGAGAGGGAGGUGAUAGCUCUCAGAGAGGAGGUGCAGAGAGAGAGGGAUGAGGCACAGGAAGAGAUCAUGAGGAGAAAACAGGAGGUGUCUCUCCUGAGAGAAGAAGUGCAGAAGGAGCAGAGAGAUAGGGAGGAGGUACAGGAGGAGCUGAGGAGCAAAGGGAAGGAGGUGACAGCUCUGAAAGAGGAGGUGCAGAAGGAGCGAAAGGAAAAGGAGGUUGUACAGGUGGAGGUGACAGCUCUGAGAGAGGAGAUGCAGAGGGAGCAGAGGAGGAGUGAGAGGGAUGUGUUUGUACUUAAAGAGGAGGUGCAGAGGGAACAAAAGGAGAAGAUGGAAGCCCAGGAGGACCUGAAGAGUAAAAGGAAGGAGGUGUCAUCUCUCAGAGAGGAGGUGCAGAUUGGGCGGAGGAGAAUGGCAGAGGAGUCGAUACUGAGAGAGGAGGUGCAGAACGAGCGGAGGAGAAUGGCAGAGGAGGAGUCGAUACUGAGAGAGGAGGUGCAGAACGAGCGGAGGAGAAUGGCAGAGCAGGAGUCGAUACUGAGAGAGGAGGUGCAGAACGAGCGGAGGAGAAUGGCAGAGGAGGAGUCGAUACUGAGAGAGGAGGUGCAGAGGAAACAAAGGGAACGAGAGGAAAUAGAAAAGAAGUUUAAGAGGAGCGAGAAGGAGGCAAAGUCUUUUAAAGAGGAGUUGCAGAAGGAGCAGAGGAAGAGGGAGGAGGCUCAGGAGGAGCUGAGAGGAGUUCAGGUUCAGGUGUCUGAGCUGAGUCGGAGGCAGGAGGUGAAGGAGGAGGAGACGCAGCAGAUGAAGGAGGGCCUGAGAGCUGCUGUGGAGGAGAUGAGCACCCUGAAGCUCCUCCUGCAGGACAGUCACAGCGAGGGGGAGCGUCUGAGGAGCGCUCUGAAGGACAGGAUCAGGGAGGAGAACCUGAACUCUGCUAGGGAGGAGGUGGAGAAGGAGAGAGGAGAGGUGGAGGAACUGAGAGCCAGAGCCAAGGCCCUGGAGAGGAGGAGGAGGGAGCUGAUGGAUGAGCUGCAGGAGAGUCGACGACAGAAGGAGACGGCAGAGGAGGAGAGGAGGGAGGCCGAGGUGCGAUGGAGUAGCCGAGUGGUAGAGAUGGAGGAGGAGCAGGAGGUGAAACUGAACACUUUGGCAAGAGAAAUCCAAACACUAAAGGAGAAGGAGAAAGAGAUGCAGAGAAAGUGGAGGUCCAGGAUGGAGGAGCAGAAAGCAGAGAGGAGGAGCAGAGAGGAGGAACAGAAAUCAGAGAGGAGGAGCAGAGAGAAAGGUGAGGAGAUGAUGGACGGACAGGAGAAGCAGCAGGAGGAGCAGCAGGAGGAGGAGCAGCAGCAGACCUCCUCUCUACUGCAAGAGAACGAGGAGAUGUUGAAGCUGCUGAAGCAGAAAGAAGCCGAGGUGUACGCUAUGACUCAAAGGACGGAGGAGCUGGAGAAGGACAGGGAUCGCGUCCGAUUGGCUCUGGAGAGAACAGAGGCGGCUAUGAUUGGCUACAGGGACAGAGCCCACCAACAGGAGGGGGGGGCGGGACCAGGAGAGGGACUGGAGGACAGGUUGCAGGUUUUACGGACUCUUGUCGCUGAACUCGAGCUGGAACAGAAACGACUGAACAAGAAAAACUCCCACCUGAAGAGAGACAGAAACACACUGAGAGACACACUAAGACAGGUGGAGGAGGAGCGGACGAGGCUCCGACAGCAGAUGAAUGACAGCAGCAGAUCUCAGGUCUCUGCAGACACCACAGAAGAAGAGCAGCUGAGGAGCAGAGUGAUGGAGCUGGAGGACCAGCUGACUCAGCUCCGUCUCUCAUUGGCUGAGGACCAGCAGCAGAGGGAGGAGUUUAUCCAGCAGUCCUCCAGAAACAGCCAAUGGCUGCUCUCGCUGAGACACGACCUCACUGAUUCGCUGGCUGCCGUCACACGCCGUCCAAUCCCGUCGGUCCUGGAGUCUGAGACGCAGCGAUUGGACCGUAGCUUGAGGGAGGAGGAGCUUAGGAUGUCCCUCAGCCAAUCGUAGCACUGCUCACCAAACCUGGGCCCUGUUGCCAUGGAAACCACUUCCUUGUUUUAAAGGUUACUGUAGAUCAGCUGAGGGUCAAAGGUCAGCUGUAUUUGUGUUAUAAUAAAGUUCCUUUUUUAAAAAUCUA